AUGGCUGCAGAUACAAGCUUCCCAACUGUGGACAAAUGCACGUCAAUAGGCCGAGAACAGCACACAGUUGUUGCUGAUAUGGAUGGAACCUUGCUUAGAGGCCGUAGCUCUUUCCCUUACUUUGCUCUUGUGGCCUUUGAGAUUGGUGGGGUUCUGAGGCUCCUCUUCCUGCUCUUAGCUUCUCCGCUUGCCGGAAUUCUCUAUUACUUUGUCUCCGAGUCUGCCGGGAUUCAAGUUCUCAUCUUUGCAACAUUUGCUGGCGCAAGAGUGUCGGAUAUUGAGUCUGUUGCGCGUGCUGUGCUCCCAAAGUUUUACUCGAGCGAUCUCCACCCAGUGACAUGGGGUGUCUUUUCUGCGUGUGGACAGCGGCAUGUCCUCACUGCAAAUCCAAGAAUUAUGGUGGAAGCCUUUCUGAAGGAUUUCUUGGGAGCUGACUCGGUUUUGGGCACCGAGAUAGCAAUUUAUAAGGGUAGAGCGACCGGGUUUGUUCGUAAGCCGGGGAUACUCGUAGGCAAGAACAAGGCAAAUGCACUCAAGAAGGCUUUUGGAGAAACUCAGCCUGAUUUCGGCCUUGGUGAUAGGCAUACCGAUGCUCCUUUCAUGUCCUUAUGCAAGGAAGCUUACAUUGUGCCACCCAAGCCAGAGGUGAAGGCCGUGACCAGCGACAAGCUCCCCAAGCCUAUAAUCUUCCACGACGGCCGCCUAGUCCAAAAGCCCACCCCACUCAUGGCACUGCUCACCAUUCUCUGGAUCCCCAUCGGCUUCGUCCUCGCCUGUUUGCGAAUUGCGGCAGGCUCCCUCCUCCCCAUGCCUAUAGUCUACUACGCUUUCUGGGCACUUGGCGUCCGUGUAACCAUCAAAGGCACCCCUCCUCCUGUCAGAAAGUCCACAGGAAAAUCAGGCGUCCUCUUCAUUUGCUCCCACCGAACCCUUCUCGACCCAAUCUUCCUCUCCACCGCCCUCGGCCGCCCCAUCCCUGCAGUCACCUACUCAGUCUCCCGACUCUCCGAGAUUAUCUCGCCCAUCAAAACUGUUCGGCUCAGUCGUGACCGAGUCGCUGACGCCGCCAUGAUAAAGAAACUCUUGGAAGAAGGCGACCUGGCAAUAUGCCCCGAGGGGACAACUUGCCGGGAGCCAUUCCUGCUAAGGUUCUCAGCUUUGUUUGCCGAACUAACCGACCAACUUGUGCCUGUGGCCAUGGUGAACCGGAUGAGUAUGUUUCAUGGAACCACUGCUCGAGGAUGGAAAGGGAUGGACCCGUUCUACUUCUUCAUGAAUCCUAGCCCUGCAUACGAAGUCACUUUUUUGAACAAGUUGCCGAUGGAACUAACAUGCGGUUCUGGGAAGUCCAGCCAUGAGGUAGCAAAUUACAUACAAAGGGUGAUUGCGGCAACUCUUUCCUACGAGUGCACUAGCUUCACUCGAAAAGAUAAGUACCGGGCGCUUGCUGGUAACGAUGGGACUGUGGUUGAUCCGAAACCUUUGCUUAAGGCCAACAAAGUAAUGGGAUGCUGA
Juglans microcarpa x Juglans regia is the source of this 1515-nucleotide messenger RNA. RefSeq names its product glycerol-3-phosphate acyltransferase RAM2-like. Gene Ontology annotation, cellular component: membrane. NCBI's taxonomy places the organism in Eukaryota, Viridiplantae, Streptophyta, Magnoliopsida, Fagales, Juglandaceae. The record is from RefSeq and is a predicted model, not a curated record. Gene Ontology annotation, biological process: cutin biosynthetic process. Gene Ontology annotation, molecular function: glycerol-3-phosphate 2-O-acyltransferase activity; phosphatase activity.